Messenger RNA from Daucus carota subsp. sativus, 630 nucleotides. RefSeq lists its product as uncharacterized. NCBI's taxonomy places the organism in Eukaryota, Viridiplantae, Streptophyta, Magnoliopsida, Apiales, Apiaceae. Bases 125 to 496 code for a protein of 123 amino acids. Gene Ontology annotation, molecular function: 5S rRNA binding; structural constituent of ribosome. The record is from RefSeq and is a predicted model, not a curated record. Gene Ontology annotation, biological process: translation. Gene Ontology annotation, cellular component: ribosome. The transcript has a single exon.
AUACAGGCUCAUAGCAUAACAUUUUCCACCCAAACGAAGCACUGAAAGAAUAUCAUUGUAUUUUCUAAUUUUUUUUAUAUCUUUUAUAGAAAUGAAAAUCGAAAAUUGAUGAGCCGGCGAAGCGAUGGGAGGCAUACAAAAUCACCUUCUCCGACUAAUUCUAUCUUGCCGGAAAAUAACAGCUCAGGUGACGAACCCUAGCAGCGAAUCAAUCGUGGCCAUGGCUUGUUCUUCGGAGCUUCAAUUCGCGCAACACUAUCGCUGUCAACUUAAUCGGCACCCUAGACGUCAUCACUACUGGGACGCCAAAGUCGCGGCGCGUAUCGGCGACAAUCUAGCCGCCCGGCUUAAACUUAUCGGCGUCUCCGACGUGUGUAUCGACGUUGAUGAAGAGCUUCGUCGCCCAUUGCAUCAGCGCAAGAUGGUGGUUCCCUUUUUUCAGUCUGUUGAGCGGGCCGGAGUUCACGUUGACGGCGCUCGCCUAUUAGGCUCUUGAGCAUUCAGGUCUUGUCUUUCGGGUUCAAAUUAGGGUCCGGAUUCCUGACAAUCGAUAUUUAGUCGCUCGUUUUGGGUCUUUUGUUUGUCGAACAAUCUCCCUUUAAAUUAUACUAUCAUUUUGUUUUAAAGCAA